CAAAAACUCAUACAGUCAUUCUCAUCUUCAGAUCUCUCCCCUUUUACUUUUUUGAAAUUUGAGACAAAGUCCCAUAGAAAUCCCUUUCUGAAUUUUUUAUAUCACUUUUUAUUGAUCCAGAGCUCUGGAAUGGAAUUCUUCCAAAAAGCAAAAACGAUCAGGCUCCGAAGCCACCAUGACAAGUACUUACUAGCCGAAGAAGACCAAGAAUCCGUGUACCAAGAUCGAUAUGGCUCAGCCAAAAACGCAAAAUGGACUGUGGAAUUCGUUGAAGGCAUUAACAAAGUCGUUCGCUUGAGAAGCUGUUAUGGCAAAUACCUCACUGCCACUGAAGAACAAUUCCUUCUGGGCGUGACGGGUCAUAAAGUUCUUCAAACUACGCCGACAAAAUUGGAUUCAUCGAUCGAAUGGGAACCCAUAAGAGAUGGGUUUCUAGUGAAGCUCAAAACUAGAUAUGGGAACUUUUUACGAGCAAAUGCUGGGCUACCACCUUGGAGAAACUCAGUAACACAUGAUAUACCUCAGAGGCAUCAUGAUUGGGUUUUAUGGGAAGUUGAUGUCGUUGAGUUACGAUCAGAAUCAUCGGAAAAUGUUUCACGAUCAGCAUCACAGGAAAAUGUUUCACGAUCGGAGUCUUUGGAUUUGGAUUCGGAUCCGGAUCUUAGCUCGUCUUCUUUUCAUCUUCGCUCACCCAGAUUCUCCAAGCUUGAGACAAACGAUACAUUGGGUGGUUCACCGGUGAAGUCUAAAGGACGAAUUAUACAUUAUACUGUUGUAGAUGACAAUGGAAACGUUGCUGAUGAUGCCAUUGAAGGGCCUUCCUUUAAUUUUAAAGGCCAUGGUUUAGAGGAAUUGACUCGGAAGUUGGAGGAAGAGACGGGGCUAGAGGACAUUAUUGUGUGUUCCCGCGACACACGUGGAAAGCUAUAUCAACUUCGGUUAGCUCUUCCCCCAAACAAUGCAGCCAUUCAUAUUGUUGUAGUUCCGUCGACUUCUAAAGUGGCAAGCGAGUUUUUGGCAAAGACCCUCACUUCAACCAUGACCUAGGCGUUCAGAACCUGGAUACAAUUAUUUCAGUCACAAACCUGCUCCUGUUACAGACAUCAAAAGAAAUCAAGCCACAAGGCGUCGCGAGUCAUUGUGUAAUGUUACUGUUUACCCACAAUAAUAGCUUGGAAGCUUCUCAAAUGAGUGUUGUUAUUUGCUGGGGACUUGGUGGAUAUAAUUCUUGUUAAGUGAUUUCUGAUGAUGAGAUUUUGUUAGGUGAUUCCUGCGGAAGUUCUUUUUAAUUAUAUUUGCCAUGCCAAUAGAGAACUUUGUUUUUGUGAAUGAUGCUUCAAAGCCACAAAUCUCAUAC
Ilex paraguariensis (yerba mate) is the source of this 1357-nucleotide messenger RNA. The record is from the annotation of a GenBank genome assembly. NCBI's taxonomy places the organism in Eukaryota, Viridiplantae, Streptophyta, Magnoliopsida, Aquifoliales, Aquifoliaceae.